CAAGUCUGUCUCCUGAUCCCUUAAUAUUAUGGCAACCGUCGUAAUAGCAAAAACCAAAAGCCCUGGACGGGUGAAGCAGUGCCAAAGGGCUGUGGUGCAGAUGGAGCAGAAAACCCCAAAUAAGAAUGUGAAAACCCUGAAUAAGAAUGUGAAAACCCCGAAUAAGAAUGUGAAAACCCCAAAUAAGAAUGUGAAAACCCCAAAUAAGAAUUUGAAAACAUCCGUCAAACGUCCCAGCAAUGAUCACGAUCUCCAGCCCAAUGAACACCCAAUGGAGCAUGUCCAAGAUGCAGAGGAGAAGCUUAUGUCACUGGCUUUGGAUAAAGAUGGGGAUGGGGGUGGAGACGAAUUUGUGGACGUGUGCCAGAGUGGACUUAUGAUCUAUCGAGAGCUCCAUGACAAACUUUUUGAGCAUCAGAAGGAAGGGGUGGCCUUCCUUUACAAUCUAUAUCACAAGAAGCGUCGGGGCGGUAUUUUGGCCGACGACAUGGGCCUCGGGAAGACCAUCCAGAUCAUUGCUUUCCUUUCAGGGAUGUUUGAUGUUGCACUCGUCCAUUCUGUGUUGCUCAUCAUGCCGGUUACGCUUGUUAACAACUGGAUGCGGGAGUUUGUCAAUUGGGCCCCUGGAAUUAGAGUGAAGGUCUUCCAUGGGACCAGCAAGAAAGAACGAGAGCAAAACCUUGAGCAGAUCCAGAGGAAACCUGGGGUCUUGCUCACCUCCUAUCAGAUGGUCUUGGCCAACUGGGAACAGCUCUCCAAUCUUGAUGGACAGCCCUUCGUUUGGGACUACGUCAUCUUAGACGAGGCCCAUAAAAUCAAAAGCCCCUCUGCAAAAACCACAAAGUCCGUGUAUGGCAUCCCAGCUGCCAACCGUAUCCUCCUUACCGGGACACCAGUGCAAAAUAACCUCCGGGAGCUUUGGGCUCUCUUUGAUUUCGCUUGUCAAGGGUCCCUCCUUGGUACAGCCAAAACCUUCAAGAUGGAGUACGAGGAUCCCAUCAUGAAGGCCAGAGAGAAGGAUGCAACUCCAGGCGAGAAAGCCCUUGGGCUGAAGAUCUCUCAGAACUUGAUGGCUAUCAUCAAGCCAUAUUUCUUGCGUCGGAGUAAAGGGGAAAUACAGAAGCUGAAUUCGGAGCGGUCCGUCUGCCUGCCCGGCGAAGAGAGGGACUACAUUGCUCUGGAAAUGCCGUCUCUGCCAAGGAAAAAUGAUUUUAUUGUCUGGGUGUACUUGUCCCCCACGCAAGAAGAGAUCUAUAGGAGUUUUCUCUCCUUGGAUCAUAUCCAUGCGCUGCUCAUGGCGACGCGCUCCCCGUUAGCCGAGUUGACCGUCUUGAAGAAACUCUGUGAUCACCCCAGGUUGCUGUCCGCACAAGCUUGUCUCAAGCUGGGUUUGGAGGUAUCAGAGUACUCUGAGCCAACAGAUGAGUCAACUUCAAGCAUGACCCAAGAAAUCAAAUGUGUUUCUGAUAAACUUCUCAUCGAGGAGUCGGGAAAGCUAGUUUUCCUUGUCGCACUGUUGGAGAAACUUCAAGAAGAAGGACACCAAACUCUUGUCUUCUCCCAGUCGAGGAAAAUGCUGGAUAUCAUAGAGCACAUCUUAACCAAACGGAACUUCCGGCUGAUGCGUGUCGAUGGGACGGUGACUUGUUUAGCAGAACGGGAGAAGAGGGUUAGACAGUUUCAGAUGGACAAAAGCUAUUCGGUCUUCCUCCUGACCACCCAAGUUGGAGGUGUUGGUCUGACUUUGACCUCGGCCACCCGGGUGGUUAUUUUCGAUCCCAGCUGGAACCCUGCAACCGAUGCCCAAGCUGUGGACAGAGCCUACCGGAUUGGACAAAAAGAGAACGUUGUGAUCUACCGACUCAUCACUUGUGGGACGGUGGAAGAGAAGAUCUACCGGCGUCAAGUCUUCAAGGACUCGUUGAUCCGGCAAAGCACCGGGGAUAAGAAAAACCCGUAUCGGUAUUUCACCAAACAGGAACUGAGGGAGCUCUUCACGCUGGAGGACACCACACAGUCUGCGACACAACUCCAGCUCCAGUCCUUGCAUGCCACUCAGAGGAAUUCGGACCUGGAGUUGGAUGAACACAUUGCCUAUCUUCAUACCUUGGAGAUGUUCGGCAUAUCAGAUCACGACCUGAUGUACACCUGCGAAACGGGUCAAGAGGAGGAAGAAGAGGAAGCAGAAGAUGAGGAGGCACAUCGGUAUAUUGAACACAGAGUCCAGAAGGCCCAGGAGUUGGUUCAGUUAGAGUCGCAACUCAUAAACAAAAAAUCCCAGAAAUCCCGCUACUCGUGAAUCGCUUGUACUACUCAUGUAUUUCCAAUCAAGUCACCUCCAAUGGAAUUAAAUCCAUCCAGAAGAGGCUCUACUACAUCUGAUAUUCUUUCUUGCCAGAGACAUCAUUUACCAUGACCACCUGGCCACGCCAAUCUCUGGAUGCUUUUUGACGUGAUUGUCUUUUCAAGAUGUUCUUAAUAAUCCAGUUU
Molecule: messenger RNA, 2490 nt
Organism: Anolis sagrei ordinatus
Lineage: Eukaryota; Metazoa; Chordata; Lepidosauria; Squamata; Anolidae
Gene: ERCC6L
Product: ERCC excision repair 6 like, spindle assembly checkpoint helicase
Molecular function (GO): ATP binding; ATP-dependent chromatin remodeler activity; DNA translocase activity
Source: RefSeq, a predicted model, not a curated record